UGCUCGCGUCGGUUAGAAGUCACGCGCAUUUGCCCCUGCCGUUGGGUUUCCAAUCCGCAGGGCCCUUCCUGCUGUCACGUGCCAGGGAUGACACCGCCUACCUCUCUCCGUCUCCCCUCUUCGCUCGGUGGGUGGCGCGCGAGCGCAGGUCUUGCACCUGGCUGGUUGGUCGGCCUUUGAAGUGGCUCCUUCGUUACCGGGACAACGGUCGGCCCGCGGUGUCGCUAUUGCCUUUGACAAUGGCAGCUAUAUCCACAUUAUCCUUUGUUUGAAGUGGCCCCUCCCUCCCCCAACUACCACCACAAAGUGACCAGGGACCAUCUUGCUCUGAGGGGAAGAGAGAAGAAAGAAGUGAGACCAAGGCCCACGUAAAGAAGCUUUCUCAAAUGAUGAUGAAGCCCUUAUUAAUAAAAAGUUACCCAAAGAACUUCUUCUAAGUCUAAAUUAUCCUGUGUCAUGAUGGUGUUGGCUUUCAGUCCACAGAAUAUUUUCCUUCUUGGACAUAAUUACUUUGUGUCGAUGUGCACAAGUUUCUAAGUCCUGGAAUGUCUUGGCCCUGGAUGGAAGUAACUGGCAAAGAAUAGAUCUUUUCAACUUUCAAACAGAUGUAGAGUUUGUCACAAACUUGUAUGAAGCAUGGGACUGAUGAUAAUGAAGAAUGAUUUCUUUGUGCACAGAACACAUGCACUGGGGCAGGCAGCUUUCUCAAAAGGUUGACUAUAGAGAAUUGCACCUAAAGGGCCGGGUAUUAGAAAAUAUUUCCAAAAGAUGUGGUGGAUUCCUGAGACAACUAAGUCUGAGAGGCUGCCUUGGGGUUGGAGACUCCUCUUUGAAAACAUUUGCACAAAACUGUAGAAACAUUGAACAUCUAAACCUCAAUGGAUGCACAAAAAUUACUGAUAGUACUUGUUACAGCCUUAGUAAAUUCUGCCCUAGGCUAAAACAUCUGGAUCUCACAUCUUGUAUUUCUAUCACAAACAACUCUUUGAGGAGUUUAAGUGAGGGCUGCCAGAAUCUGGAACUCUUGAACCUUUCAUGGUGUGAUCAAAUUACAAAGGAUGGUGUUGAAGCACUGGUGAAAGGGUGUAAUGGACUAAAGGCAUUAUUUCUUAGAGGAUGCACACAGCUAGUAGAUGAAGCACUUCACCAAAUUGAGACUCACUGCCAUGAACUGGUUAUUUUAAACUUGCAGUCAUGUAUGCAAAUAUCGGAUGAAGGCAUAGCGGGUAUCUGUAGAGGAUGUCACAGACUCCAGUCACUAUGUGUCUCUGGUUGUACAAACCUUACAGAUGCUUCUCUCAUAGCACUUGGUUUGAACUGUCCAAGACUGAAGAUUUUGGAGGCUGCAAGAUGCUCCCAUCUCACUGAUGCCGGUUUUACUCUUCUAGCACGGAAUUGCCAUGAACUAGAAAAGAUGGACCUAGAAGAAUGUGUUCUGAUAACCGAUAAUACAUUGAUACAACUUUCCAUUCACUGUCCUAAACUGCAAGCACUGAGCUUGUCCCACUGUGAACUGAUCACAGAUGAUGGGAUUCUUCAUCUGAGUAGCAGCACAUGUGGGCAUGAAAGACUACAGGUACUUGAGUUGGACAACUGCCUUCUAAUCACCGAUAUGACUCUAGAGCACCUUGAGAACUGCCACAACUUAGAGAGAAUUGAGCUAUAUGACUGUCAGCAAGUCACCCGUGCAGGCAUCAAAAGAAUAAGAGCUCAUCUACCAGAUGUGAAAGUUCAUGCUUACUUUGCUCCAGUAACUCCACCUCCUUCUGUAGGAGGCACUCGACAGCGACUCUGCCGCUGUUGCAUUAUUCUUUAGAUGAAGAGCUGUGCUGAAGAUUGAGAGCUGUUUGAUGAACGAAAGAAUGACUGGGUGUAUCUAGAACCCAUGGAAGUAAUGCUCUAUCUUAAAUCAUCCCGUUUUGUAUUGAUCAUGAUUUCAAUGCAGGUUUAGAUAAAUUAUUAUACAGAGAUACAGCAAUAUUGGCAUUCUGAUUGAUGUCUAUUUUAGCACUUUUGCUGUUGCAAUGCCAAAAUAGUACUAAGUGGUUUGGUGAAUUAAGGAAUUCGGCUGGCUGAAGAUGUUAAAUACCAACAGUAAAUCCCUACUAUAUAAGUGGUAGCUCAAAUGUAAGUAUUAGACAAUCAGGAAAAAGUAAACUAGAAGAUAUAGCAAAGAUGUAUUGAAGUGCUAGAACAGAAUUUCAUGAAAUCUUCAACUAAGAGCAUAAUUCAGGAAAAAGUUAACCAUGUUUUUAAACAAAGGCUACAAACAACCUCAUUUGUUGAACAAACCAGUUUGUUUUGUGAAGUGCAGCUUUAAGCAGAUUACCAAGUUCUUCAGGAUGCAGUUAUUUAAGCAGAACCCUUCAAGUAUCACAGAACAUUUGUCAGCCAUAUGUUGUCAAAGCAAGCAAAUACAGUACUUCCUAAAUAGGACAGAUCUUUAAGAAAAUUUGGGAGUUAUAUUUGCUCUGAAAAUUUUGUUGGAGGAAAACAUACCUGCAUCAUCCCAGAUUCUCUUCUCUCAUAUAUAAAGGUAUUUGGGACAUCAUCUUUACCUGGAUACUCUUAGUGCCAAAGAACUCCCCAGAAGCGUUUUCAUUAUGGCAGAGGCUUCUAGCAUGUUCCCAACUAGGUUCCUCCAGAUGUUGCUGAACUACAACUCCCAUAAUACCCAGUUAUAAUUUAUUGUGGCUUGAAAUGCUGGGAGUUGUAGUUCAGAAACAUCUGGAGGAACCCUGGUGGGGAACCACUGCCCUAGCCUUUAGCAGUGGAAUGAUUCUUGGCUAGGUCCUUCCUUGCUAAGAUACAGCUGCAGGACAGAGUAGGUGGUGAACAAGUAGUACUAUAGUUGGAGAGGACGCAGCACACCCUGGUUGAUCACCUCAAACAUGACAGAUUUCAUACUCCAAAUGCAAAAACAGUACCAACAUGAGGAAAAUUACUCAAAGCAGUCCUACUGAAAUUAAAAAGGACAAGUUAGGCCAUACCUAACUUGUCAUUUUAAUUUAAGUGGGAUUAUGUGGAGGAUUUUCCUCGUGUUAGCCAUUGUCUGCAAUUAGUUGUGUACACUGGCUUCACUGCUUUGAACUCAGCAUAGGCAGGAUGUGUUAGCUACUGGAUCGACUAAGGUAGCAUUUCUGUAAGAUUGUCGAGUUAAGAUAUGUACACAUUCUUAUGCAACUAAUGUGUAACUUUUUUCUUAAAGAUCAUACAACUAGUUUUACUCCAAGCUAUUUCUUUAAUGUUCUUUAAGCAUUUUGAUAACACAGUUCUAUUUAAAUGAUUCAAUUCUGCCAAGGUUCAAGACCUCUAAUUCUGAAGGUAUUGCUUGGAAUGUAUUGUAAAAGAGCUUUAUAUUAAUGUCUUUAGGACUAUUUUAGAGCAAGAUUUGAAAUGGGAACUACUUAAAUAAUUAAAUAUGAGAAAAGGAUAUACUGCACUGAAAGCACCAAUAAUAGAAAAUUCUUCAACUAUUCUUCAACUUCUAUAGUGGCAUAUUCUAUUGCAGCACAUAACUGUUAAAAUUUGCUAUUUGUCUAUGGUAAUGUAAGCUGUCAAUGAAAAAUAUUAAUAGCUUGUCAAAUGAAA
Hemicordylus capensis (graceful crag lizard) is the source of this 3591-nucleotide messenger RNA. RefSeq names its product F-box and leucine rich repeat protein 2 (gene FBXL2). Gene Ontology annotation, molecular function: protein binding. Gene Ontology annotation, biological process: SCF-dependent proteasomal ubiquitin-dependent protein catabolic process. Bases 659 to 1816 code for a protein of 385 amino acids. NCBI's taxonomy places the organism in Eukaryota, Metazoa, Chordata, Lepidosauria, Squamata, Cordylidae. Gene Ontology annotation, cellular component: SCF ubiquitin ligase complex. The record is from RefSeq and is a predicted model, not a curated record. The transcript is spliced from 18 exons.